This is a messenger RNA of Lotus japonicus, 753 nucleotides long. RefSeq lists its product as uncharacterized. The transcript has a single exon. The coding region runs from base 1 to 753 and encodes 250 amino acids. The record is from RefSeq and is a predicted model, not a curated record. Lineage: Eukaryota; Viridiplantae; Streptophyta; Magnoliopsida; Fabales; Fabaceae.
AUGGGAUCCUGGGUAAAUGGAGCUUGGGUUUGGAAUUUUACUUGGCGGAGGGUGUUAAGAGAAUGGGAAUUGGAUAUGCUAAAUCAUAUGAAGAGUAUUCUACAAUCGUUUGCGCCAUCCCUGAAUUCUGCAGAUUCUUGGCUCUGGUUAGCCAACCCGGAAGGUAAAUACACAGUGCAAUCAGCUUACAUAAGCUUGCAAGAUCAUGGUCCAGAUUUAAUUGAAGAUACAUUCAAGUAUUUAUGGAGUGUUCCAGCCCCUUCAAAUGUGCUGGCUUUCAGUUGGAAAGUCUUUCAUGAUAGAAUUCAGUCAAGAGUAAAUCUCAGCAAACGGCAUGCCCUCCCCCCACCUGCUGAUGUUCAAUGUCCCAUGUGUUUGCUACAGGAAGAAACCUCAAUGCACCUCCUCUUUUCUUGUCCAGCAGCUUGGAAUAUAUGGAUGGCCUGUUAUAAGUGGUUCGGUUUUUCCACUGUGCUUCCUAACAACGGUAAGGAACACUUUCUGCAACAUGUCCAACCGUGGUGGGCGAAAUCACAAAAGCAGGGAGCUUGGGCAGUGUGGCUAGCUAUCAUUUGGGCCAUUUGGAACUCCAGGAAUAAUUAUAUCUUCAAUAAUGUUCCGCUGAAUAUUGAUAAGGUUAUAGAUGGGAUCCAAUUCAAAUCAUGGAGCUGGCUUAGAGGCAAAGUAAAAGGCUUUAAUUACUCUAUUUAUGAGUGGCAAGUUCAGCCGUGUAUUGCAAUUGCAUCUCUGUGA